Aphidius gifuensis is the source of this 893-nucleotide messenger RNA. RefSeq names its product glutathione-specific gamma-glutamylcyclotransferase 1. Bases 157 to 873 code for a protein of 238 amino acids. Gene Ontology annotation, cellular component: cytoplasm. Gene Ontology annotation, molecular function: gamma-glutamylcyclotransferase activity; glutathione specific gamma-glutamylcyclotransferase activity. The transcript has 5 exons. Gene Ontology annotation, biological process: glutathione catabolic process. NCBI's taxonomy places the organism in Eukaryota, Metazoa, Arthropoda, Insecta, Hymenoptera, Braconidae. The record is from RefSeq and is a predicted model, not a curated record.
GGCUUCAGUUAAAGCCUUUGGGUUUAUAGAUGGAACUCAUUGACAGCGUUGAAUUUUUAUCAACAAAUUUUUCGAAUUGAAAUAUAUUAUAUUCAUUUGUAACUACUUGUUGUUUUUUAAAUAUAUUUAUAAAUUAAAAUUAAUAACAAAUUGAGAAUGGCUGUUGAGACAACUGGACUUUGGAUAUUUGGAUAUGGAUCAUUGUGUUGGAAUCCUGGUUUUGAAUUUAAAAACAGCAUAAUUGGACAUGUCAAAGGAUUUGGAAGAAGAUUUUGGCAAGGAAAUGCAACACAUCGUGGAACUGUUGACAAGCUUGGACGAGUAGCAACACUGAUUGAGGAUAAAAACGAAAUAACAUAUGGAAGAGCAUUUGAAGUUAAGGGUACUGCUGCACUUCCAUACUUGGAAAAACGUGAAUGCACACUUGGUGGUUAUUUAACAACAAUAUCAACAUUUUAUUCAAGAGAUGGUAAACAAAAUUUUCCAGUUGUUAUUUAUAUUGCAACAAAUAAAAAUGAAUAUUGGCUUGGUGAUGCACCACUUAAUUCAAUUGCCAAACAAAUUGUUGAAUCAAAGGGACCAAGUGGAUACAAUGCUGAAUAUCUUUUGAGAUUAGCUGAUUUUAUGCAUCGUUUUUUCCCAGAAGCACAUGACGAGCAUCUAUAUACCCUUGAAAUACUUAUACAUGCUAAAAUAAAAGAAUUAAAUCUUUGUAUUAAAACAUUAAUGGGCAAUCGAGAAUUUAAAAUUGAUACUGAUGGUGAUUUAGAAGCAUCAAACAAUGACAAUCAUCAGGAUAAUCCACCAAGACAAAAUUCAUUUCAAUUUCAAUCUCACGUUCCAGUCAAGGCACUUCGUUGUCUAAAACCGUGAUUUUUAAAUAAUAUAUAUUU